Messenger RNA from Diatraea saccharalis (sugarcane borer), 2387 nucleotides. The record is from the annotation of a GenBank genome assembly. NCBI's taxonomy places the organism in Eukaryota, Metazoa, Arthropoda, Insecta, Lepidoptera, Crambidae.
AUGGCUCGGUGGACGAUGUGUUUGUUGGCGUUGUUGGUGGUCGGGGUACUUGCUCAUCCAGAGCCGGUAGCUCCACAGGAACAAUAUCCACCCGUCCCCGUGAGCCAAGAAAAUCUGGAGAUGCAAAAAAAUCUUUUAUUCUUAUAUGUACAUCCACACGAGCCACUUAUUCUUCCCGAGCAACAGGAAAUCGCAAACACAUGGGACCUGUUAAAGAACAUUGACAAAUAUAAUAACGCCACGGCAGUCCACGUGUGUCAAAUAUUGAUCAACGAUGAAUGGGUGCUCCCACAGGGUGUGCCUUUCACAGUACUGCAACCGGACCAAAGGUGGCAGGCAAUUGCCCUCUUCAACUUAUUGUACUCCGCUAAGACUGUAGAUACUUUCUACAAAACAGCUGUAUAUCUGAGAGCCCAUGUCAACGAGUAUAUGUUUAUUUACGUCGUAUCUGUUGCUAUCCUACACAGACCAGAUACACAAGGGUUCAUUGUACCCCCAUUAUAUGAAAUUUUCCCUUCGUAUUUCAAUAACAUUGCAAUUAUGACUACCGCUCAGAGAAUCAAUACCCACCACCAAAACUUCAUAGAGCAUUACCCGAAUACGUACGUUAGGGACAAUGCUGUCGUCAUCCGAAGAAAUGCUACUUUAUGGGGUUAUGACACAACUAAGAACAUGCUCGUAGCCUACUUUACUCAUGACUAUUCCCUUAACAAUUUCUACAAUAAUAUGCAUCUUUUGUAUCCAUCUUGGCUUGGUGGCUCAACCGUGCCUUUGGUGAAAGAUCGUCGAGGCGAAUGGUUCUUGUUUAUCCAUAAACAAAUUCUAGCCCGUUAUUAUAUGGAGAGAUUGAGUAACGGUCUUGGAGAGAUCCCUGUAUUGGGUACGAGCGUAGUUAAGGAAGGAUAUCCGUGUGGUCUUCAAUAUUAUAGUGGUAUUCCUUUCGCCUCAAGACCGAACUAUUAUUACCUAGAGCAGCCCGAUUUCGUUGAUGACAUUACUUAUAUUCUCGAAUACGAAAGUCGCAUUCAAGAAGCCAUUGACCAAGGAUAUAUUUUGACCCCAACUGGUCAACAUGUUGACAUUAGUCAACCAGAUGCUAUUGAUGUAAUUGGCCGCAUUAUUCAAAGUGGUGUUGAUUCGCCUAACAGCCAAUACUAUAAAGAUUUUAUCAGCAUUUGGAAAACUCUUCUUGGUAACUCUGAAGUUUUCAGCACUAUGACUCCGAAGGGAACUUCGCUUGUGGUUCCAUCAUGCCUGGAACAACACGGAACUAACCUUCGUGAUUCAGCUUUCUAUAUGAUAUAUAAGAGAGUGCUGAAAAUUGUUGAAUCAUGGAAAGAACAGCUUCCUCCAUACACACAAGAAGAACUUGGCUUGCCUGGAGUUGUAAUAAAUAAAGUAGAGGUCGACAAGCUAGUCACAUACUUCGAGCAUACUUACAUGAAUGUGUCCAACCACCUAUAUACAACUGUGUCCAAGAGACAACACUUACAUGAGGAUCAAGUUGUGUUAGUGGAGCACAAUCGUCUUAACCACAAAGUCUUCAGUGUUCGCGUCCAUGUCAACAGCGAUGCGCCUAAAAACGUUGUUGUACGUUUAUUCCUUGCUCCCAAAUAUGACAGUCUAGGUAACGAGAUCCCUCUGGAAAUCAACAGCCAAAACUUCUUCCUGUUCGAUCAAUUCCUGUACACAUUAAAACAAGGAGAGAAUGUAAUCACUCACUCAUCAAAUGAGAACCAGUUUGCCACAAACGACCAGACUUCCUUUCACAAAAUGUAUGACAAAAUUGUAAACAGUUUGAGUAGUCACGACCAGUUCUUAUACAAGAUAGAUCCAAUCGAUCACUUCCCUCAGCGACUUCUUCUUCCUAAAGGUCGCGUCGGCGGCAUGCCUUACGUAGUGAUGGUCCACAUAUCCCAGUACAACGCACCCAACGUCGUGUACGGCACCGGUUUCAAUCCAAGCCUCUCCCUCGGCGUUGGCUCUGGUGCUCGUCGGAUGACCAGCGAUCCUCUCGGUUUCCCUGUCGACAGGCCGCUCCGCAAUUGGCAAGUGCAGAAGCUCCAUAACAUAUGGUUCGAGGAUGUGCUAAUUCAUCAUAAACAUACUCCCGAAGUCAUCGUGGAUCACCUCGAGUGAGAAGACUGUUUCAAAUACUUCCGAUGCUCCACAACAAACGGUCGAUCGAGAGAACUAAUUAGUCGUAAAUAUGGAAGCUUACAUUAGCACUUCGCCCCACCGUUACUUCAAAGCAUCGAGAAGGAACGAAUGUAUUUAAGUAUAUAUCUUAUUAGUGUAUGUAUUAGAUGUUUAUAUUAAUCAUUAUUACUUAUAAUAGAAGAAAUAUAUUUAUGCUGUGCAUUUGCAAAAAAAGAUGUUGUUUCAUU